Molecule: messenger RNA, 1146 nt
Organism: Acanthosepion pharaonis
Lineage: Eukaryota; Metazoa; Mollusca; Cephalopoda; Sepiida; Sepiidae
Source: the annotation of a GenBank genome assembly
AUGCACCUUUUUUUAUUGCAGUUAUUACUGCUUCUUUUAAUUCAUUUUUUAUUCAUUCUCCUUUUAUCUGGAUUUUUCUUCUGUUCUUACCUUUUAUUUAUUUUUCGCUUCAAGACUUAUGAAAAGCUUGCACUAAGAUUUAACUUCUUUCUUUCUUCCUUCCGUUCUUUCUUUCUAUCUUUCUUUCUGUAUUUCUUUCUUUCUUCCUUUCUUUCUUUCUAUCUUCCUUUCUUUCUUUCUUUUUUCCUUUCAUUCUUUCUUUCUUUCUUUCUUUCUUUCUUUUUUUCUUUCUUUCUUCCAUUCAGUCUUUCUUUCUUUCUUACUGCCUUCCUUUCUUUCUUUCUUUCUUUCUUUCUUUCUUUCUUUCUUUCUUUCUUUAUUUCUUUCUUACUGCCUUCCUUUCUUUCUUUCUUUCUUUCUUUCUUUCUUUCUUUCUGUAUUUCUUUCUUCCUUUCUUUCUUUCUUCCUUUCUAUCUUUCUUUCUAUCUUCCUUUCUUUAUUUCUUCCUUUCUUUCUUUUUUUCCUUUCUUUCUUUCUUUCUUUCUUUCUUACUGCCUUCCUUUCAUUCUUUCUUUCUUUCUUUCUUUCUUUCUUUCUUCCUUUCUUUCUAUCUUCCUUUCUAUCUUUCUUUCUAUCUUCCUUUCUUUCUUCCUUUCUUUCUUUCUUUCUUUUUUCCUUUCUUUCUUUCUUUCUUUCUUCCAUUCUGUCUUUCUUUCUUUCUUUCUUUCCUACUGCCUUCCUUUCUUUCUUCCUUUCUUUCUUUCUUUCUAUCUUCCUUUCUGUAUUUCUUUCUUCCUUUCUUUCUUUCUUUCUUUCUUUCUUUCUUUCUAUCUUCCUUUCUUUCUUUCUUUCUUCCUUUCUUUAUUUCUUUCUUUCUUUCUUUCUUUCUUCCAUUCUGUCUUUCUUUCUUUCUUUUUUACUUCCUUCCUUUCUUUCUUUCUUUCUUUUUCACAUUUUCUUUCUUCUUUUUGCCAUUCUCCCUUUUAUUAUUGCAUCGGCUUUAUUACCUUUUCUCUCCUCCCUUUUUUUCCUUUUGUUCCUAUAAAUUGGUAUUUUCCCAUUUUAUUCCUGCUGCUUCUUUCCGGAUCUUUUACGUCUGUUCCUGGCGAUAUUUUUUUUCUUUCAAAAUGUUAUACUGUUUUGUAA